ACUAGCAUCACACUUUCAAUAUCUCUAUCUAGAUUUUGUUUUUGUCUAUAUCAUUCAAUCAUAUAUCUUCUUAAAUCUCCAUUUUUCAUAUACAUCCAAUAAUUAAAACUUAAAGAGUUAAAGAGCCUUGGUUUUUGACUAAGCUUAGCCUAAUGUUAUGUUUCCAGUUCCGAAGAGCUUAUAUAAGAAGACACCCUAACAACAAAAUAAUCAUACCAACAACAAGAAAGCCUCUCGAGAAAAAAAAUGGAUUACUCUAGUGUUUUUGCUGGAGACAAUGGAGUGAACCAAGAGAAGCCUCCACCGCGAGUGUGUCCAAGGUGUAACUCAACCAACACUAAGUUCUGUUACUACAACAACUAUAGGGUGUCUCAACCGCGCUACAAGUGCAAAGACUGUCUCCGCCACUGGACUCAUGGUGGAGCGCUAAGGAACAUACCGAUUGGUGGAAGUGGUCGUAUUAUCAAUCAUACAAGGAUAGAUCAACCUCUUGUUUCUCAGGCAGUUUCUGCUGGGAUCCAACAAGUUAGUCCUCGUCACCAACCUUUCUUACAUGGUCAAGAAACAAACAAGUUUGUUGGAUCUUUUGGUGAUUCUUCUUCUGGCAUUGCUUUUGGGAACCAGAUAGGUUCUUUUCCUGAAAUUCAUAGCGAUCUGGUGCUUCCACUUCCACCAAUGGAUCACUCUUAUUUCCAUGAUGGAUUGUUUCAACAGGAUUACUACAACAUUGAGUCCAAUGCUUUGAUUGGUAAUUAUUUGAAUAACCAAUCAAUUGGUAAUCAUUUGAUUAACCAAUCAAUUGGUAGUUAUAAUCUUAUGAGCUCUCAUCAUAACAGUUACAUUAAUCAAGAGGAUCAAAACAAGUGGAACCAGAGAUUCAACAAUACUAUGAACAUGAAUCAUAAUGCCAGCACCAGUGGAAGCAGAGUAUCUUUGGAGAGUGAUCACAUGAACAAGAACAACGGCAACAUCAAAAACAACUGUGUGUGUAAGUCCUCUUACCAUUUGGAGAAGCAUGGUCCUUGAUUCUUAGCCGUAUUCCUUUAAUGUUUUUGUUGUUUCUUCCCAAGUGAUGUAAGCUUGCUUCCGUUGUUGUUUCCCAAAGAUACAUAAGUUUAUUGUAUAAAUAAUAUAUAUGUAUAUGAAUAUCUAUAUAUGAUAGCCGUUUGCUGUAAAAAAAAAAAGAAUAUCUAUAUAUAAUCAGUCCGUUAUUUAUUUUGUAA
Raphanus sativus (radish) is the source of this 1223-nucleotide messenger RNA. RefSeq names its product dof zinc finger protein DOF4.3-like. Gene Ontology annotation, molecular function: DNA-binding transcription factor activity; DNA binding. Lineage: Eukaryota; Viridiplantae; Streptophyta; Magnoliopsida; Brassicales; Brassicaceae. The coding region runs from base 247 to 1026 and encodes 259 amino acids. The transcript is spliced from 2 exons. Gene Ontology annotation, biological process: regulation of DNA-templated transcription. The record is from RefSeq and is a predicted model, not a curated record.